Choloepus didactylus (southern two-toed sloth) is the source of this 7255-nucleotide messenger RNA. RefSeq names its product ADAM metallopeptidase with thrombospondin type 1 motif 20 (gene ADAMTS20). Bases 89 to 5818 code for a protein of 1909 amino acids. Gene Ontology annotation, cellular component: extracellular matrix. The record is from RefSeq and is a predicted model, not a curated record. Lineage: Eukaryota; Metazoa; Chordata; Mammalia; Pilosa; Megalonychidae. The transcript is spliced from 39 exons. Gene Ontology annotation, biological process: proteolysis; extracellular matrix organization. Gene Ontology annotation, molecular function: metalloendopeptidase activity; zinc ion binding.
GAGGAGAGGCAGCGGAGCGCGGGGGAGGUCGGCUGGGAGGCCGGCGGCUCUGGUUGGCCUCCCUGUUCGAGAUCCCCCGAGUGGAACCAUGAGGGUGGCCAAGUGGCUGACGGGGCUGCUCUACCAGCUCUCGCUCUUCAUCACCAAGUCUUGGGAAGUUCACUUCCACCCCAGGCAAGAAGCCCUGGUGAGGACACUGGCCUCCUACGAAGUGGUGACCCCUGCGCGGGUCAGUGAGUUUGGAGAAGUGUUCCCUCAGAGCCGCUACUUCAGCCGGAAGAAACGCAGCUCAGAGGCUCUGGAGCCCACGCCGUUCAGGACCCAUUACCGCAUCAGUGCCUACGGGCAGCUCUUCCAGCUGAACCUGAGCGCCGACGCGUCCUUCCUGGCUGCGGGCUACACAGUGGUGCAUUUGGGUAGAGCGGAGGAGCGCAGCGCGGCACCCCCGGACCUGCGCCACUGCUUCUACCGCGGCCAGGUCAACGCUCGGGAGGAACACACUGCAGUGUUCAGCCUGUGUGGAGGUCUGAUGGGAACAUUUAAAGCACAUGAUGGUGAAUAUUUCUUAGAACCUAUUAUAAAGAUGGAUGGGAGUGAACAUGAAGAUGAUCACAACAAGCCACAUCUUAUAUACAGACAGGAAUUAAAGAGGAACCGUUUUCUGCAAUCUCACAAGACUUGUGAAGUUUCAGAAAGUCAAAUAAAGAAAACCAUUUUACCUUUUCAUAACUACAGCAACAUGAAUGAAGAUAAUAUAAAGAAGGAAAUAGUUUUGCAAUACCCUUCAAAAAAUGUAUCAUUGGAAGAUGAAAGACGUCUAUUACAUUCCAGGAAAAAACGUUUUUUAUCGUUUCCAAGAUAUGUGGAAGUUAUGGUUACAGCUGAUGCUAAAAUGGUUCACCAUCAUGGACAGAAUUUGCAGCACUACAUACUAACACUAAUGUCAAUUGUUGCAACAAUCUACAAGGACUCAAGUAUUGGAAAUCUUAUAAAUAUAGUAGUUGUAAAAUUAGUUAUAAUUCACAAUGAACAGGAAGGACCAGUCAUCAGUUUUAAUGCAGCUACCACUUUACACAACUUUUGUUUAUGGCAACAAACGCAGAAUGUUCUUGAUGAUGCCCAUCCUUCCCACCAUGAUACUGCUGUUCUUAUCACUAGGGAAGACAUUUGUGGAACCAGAGAGAAAUGUGACACAUUAGGUUUAGCAGAAUUAGGUACCUUGUGUGAUCCUUUACGGAGCUGCUCUGUUAGUGAGGAGAAUGGACUCAGUGCUGCCUUUACUAUAGCCCACGAGCUGGGGCAUGUAUUUAAUGUUCCACACGAUGAUAGUUUCAAAUGUAAGGAAGCUGGAAUUAAGCAUCAGUAUCAUGUAAUGGCCCCAACUUUAAAUUACCAUACAAGUCCUUGGACCUGGUCAAAAUGUAGUCAGAAAUAUAUCACUGAAUUCCUAGAUGCUGGUCAUGGGGAAUGCCUCCUUGACAAACCAAAUGGCAGAAUAUAUGAUCUGUUUUCACAACUUCCUGGAUUAAUGUAUGAUGUAAACAAGCAGUGUGAACUUAUGUUUGGUCCUGGAUCUCAAGUGUGUCCCUAUUUGAAACAAUGCAGGCGUCUCUGGUGCACAAGUGCAGAAGGAGUUCACAAGGGCUGUCGCACCCAACACAUGCCCCUGGCAGAUGGAACAAACUGUGGUCCUGGGAUGCAUUGCCACCAUGGACUAUGUGUAAACAAAGAAAUGGAAUCACGUCCUGUAGAUGGUGAUUGGGGACCAUGGGGACCUUAUAGUUCUUGUUCAAGAACAUGUGGAGGUGGAAUCAAAAGCACAACCAGGCUCUGUAAUCGCCCCGAGCCAAGAAACGGAGGCAAGUACUGUGUUGGCCGCAGGAUGAAAUUUCGCUCAUGUAAUACUGAUUCAUGUCCAAAAGGCAAGCAAGACUUUCGAGAGAAGCAGUGCUCUGAAUUUGAUGGUAAACAUUUCAACAUCAAUGGUCUUUCCCCCAAUGUGAGGUGGCUUCCAAAGUACAGUGGGAUUGCCAUGAAAGAUCGCUGUAAGCUCUAUUGUCGGGUUGCUGGAACCACUAACUUCUACCAGUUGAAGGAUAGGGUAGCUGAUGGUACUCCUUGUGGGACUGAAACUAAUGACAUCUGUGUUCAAGGGCUAUGUCGGCAAGCUGGUUGUGAUCAUGUGUUAGACUCCAAAGCCAGGAGAGACAAAUGUGGUGUGUGUGGUGGUGAUAACUCUUCAUGCAGGACAAUGACAGGGGUUUUCAACAGUGCUCAUUAUGGUUAUAACAUUGUAGUAAAGAUUCCCACAGGAGCAACAAACAUUGACAUUCUUCAGCACAGCUAUUCUGGAAAACCAGAAGAUGACAAUUACCUUGCAUUAUCUGACACUCAAGGGAAUUUUCUUUUGAAUGGCAAUUUUGUUGUAAGUAUGUCAAAAAAAGAACUCAACAUACAAGGAGCUAUCUUUGAAUACAGUGGUUCAAACAACUCAAUUGAAAGAAUUAAUAGUACUGAUCGACUUGAAGAAGAACUUGUUUUGCAGGUUUUGUGUGUAGGUAACUUGUACAACCCUGAUGUACGUUAUUCCUUCAAUAUCCCUAUGGAAGAGAAGAGUGACCCAUUUGCAUGGGAUCCAUAUGGACCAUGGCAAGACUGUACCAAAAUGUGCCAAGGUCUUCAUAGAAGAAAAAUCACCUGCAUACGUAAGAGUGAUCAUACGGUAGUGUCUGAUCAAAGAUGUGACCACUUACCUCUUCCAUUGUUUGUGACUGAGAGGUGCAAUACAGACUGUGAACUAAGGUGGCACGUCAUUGGCAAAAGUGAAUGUUCAUCCCAUUGUGGUCAAGGUUAUAGGUCUUUGGACGUCCGUUGCAUGAAGUAUUCCAUUUAUAAAGGACAGGCUGUUCCAGUAGAUAACCACUACUGUGGUGACCAACUUAAACCUCCUACCCGAGAACCCUGCCGUGGUGACUGUGUCUUAACCAGAUGGCUUUAUUCAGAAUGGUCCCAGUGUUCCAGAAGUUGUGGAGGAGGGGAAAGGUCUCGAGAAUCUUAUUGUAUAGAUAACUUUGGUCAUCAUCUUGCUGACAGAGAAUGCCGAGAACUUCCCCAAGUGACAAUAGAGAAUUGCAAUGAAUUUUCCUGUCCCAUUUGGGCUACUAGUGAGUGGAGUGAGUGUCUUGUUACAUGUGGAAAAGGAACAAAGCAGCGGCAGGUGUGGUGUCAACUGAAUGAAGAUCACUUGAGUGAUGGCUUCUGUAAUCCAAGUACCAAACCUGAAUCGCUGAGACCGUGUGAGGUUAAUAAAUGUGCCACCUGGCAAGUAGGACCAUGGGGAUCUUGCACAGCCACAUGUGGACAUGGGUAUCAGAUGCGUGCUGUUAAAUGUGUCAACGAGCUAUUGAUUGCAGUGCUGGAUGAUAGAGAGUGCAGUGGGGCUGGUCGCCCAAGUGACAGGCAGGACUGUAUAGUUACACCUUGCCCAAUUAUCCCUAAAAUCGGGGCCACUUCAUUACCUGCUGUUCCCAUGGGCAAGACAGCACAAUGGCGACAUGGAUCUUGGACCCCAUGUUCUGUGUCUUGUGGACGAGGUAAUCAAGCCCGCUAUGUAAGUUGCCGUGAUGCUUAUGAUGGAAUAGCAGAUGAAUCAUAUUGUGCCCAUUUGCCCCGACCUGCUGAAGUAUCUGUCUGUUUUAGCCCUUGUGGAGAGUGGCAAGCAGGGAACUGGUCACCUUGUUCAGCAUCCUGUGGCAAUGGAAAAACAAUUCGGCAAGUUUUAUGCAUCAGCUACCAUCACCCAAUUAAUGAGAAUUACUGUGAUCCUGAAGUUCGCCCUUUGAUAGAACAAGAGUGUAACCUGGCAGCCUGCCCACCCACGUACAACCACUUCCCUAGUGCCUCUGAACAGCCAAGCCAUCCUCCAGACAGGAAUUUUCCAUUAACUCACAAGCCAGAAGAUAAUCAAAAUCAGGGGGUCCAUCCAUCAAUCAGAGGAAACCAGUGGAGAACAGGACCGUGGGGAUCAUGCUCUAGUAGUUGUGCUGGAGGACUUCAGCGUAGAGUUGUGGUCUGCCAGGAUGAAAAUGGACAAAGUGCCAGUAACUGUAAUGCAGCCUCCAAGCCCCCAGAGUCAAAGCACUGUGAUUCGGGACCUUGUCCACAGUGGAACUAUGGAAGCUGGGGAGAAUGUACACAGACAUGUGGAGGAGGAACAAAAUCAAGAUUUGUAAUAUGUCAGUUUCCCAACGGCCAAAUGUUACAAGAGCAAAACUGUGAGAUCUUAAACAAGCCUCCCAGUGUGAUACAGUGUCAUGUGCAUGCUUGCCCUGAUGAUGUUUCAUGGCAUCGGGGACCAUGGAAAUCGUGCUCAGCUUCCUGUGGCAAAGGUAUAAAAUUCCGUGAGGUGCUUUGUGUUGGUCAAUUUCAAAAGAAAUUAGAAGAAAAAUCUUGCAGUCAUCUACAGAAACCUCGAACCUACAAAGCUUGUAGAUCUGUAAGAUGUCCUUCAUGGAGAGUCAGUAGAUGGAAGGAGUGCUCUGUGACCUGCGGCUCUGGAGUUCAGCAAAGGGAUGUGUAUUGCAGACUGAGAGAAGUUGGUCAGGUGACUGAAGAAAUGUGUGAUCAGUCCACCCGGCCUAAUUUUCAGAGACAAUGUUGGCGGCAGGACUGCGUGCAGUACCAUUGGAUUGCAGGAGAGUGGCAAGAUUGUUCAUCAUCAUGUAAGAAAAAAGAGACGUUUCGGCAAGUGAAAUGCAUUGAUGCACAACAUGUGCAAGUGAAUGAAAGUUUUUGUGAUCAUUCAACCAGACCUCUUUCCAUUAAAAAGUGCAGGGAGCCUCCCUGCAAGUAUAUUGUGUUAACGGGAGACACAUCACAGUGUUCAGGAAGCUGUGGAUUUAGUUACCAACAAAGGAUUACAUACUGUAUUGGGAUACGAUCUAAGAAAACUAAGCGUCAUGAAAUUUGGCCUAUAACCUAUCGAGAAUGCCCUGUGCUGCCUUCCCCUCAGGUUUACAAAUGCAAUUUUGGGAGCUGUUUGCACAUGGCCACUUGGAAAGUUGGAAAAUGGAGCAAGUGCUCAGUGACUUGUGGAGUUGGGUUAAUGGAGAGAAGAGUGCAGUGCAUGGCUGAAAAUGGUUGGUCCAGUGACUUAUGUUUAAAGCAUUUAAAACCAGAUGCUCAAAAGAAAUGUUAUGCCAAUGACUGUGAAACAUUUACAAGCUGCAAAGAAAUCCAGGUGAAAAACCACAUUAACAAGGAUGGUGAAUAUUACCUUAACAUUAACGGAAGAAUAAUAAAGAUUCAUUGUGCAGGCAUGCACUUGGAGAACCCCAAAGAAUAUCUAUCACUGGCCAAAGAUGGAGAAGACAACUUUUCUGAAGUGUACAGCUUUAGACUACAAAAUCCAUAUGAAUGUCCUUUCAAUGGAAGUAGAAGGCAAGACUGUGAAUGUACAAAUGACUACCUGGCUGCUGGAUAUACUAUUUUCAGCAAAAUAAGAGUUGAUCUCACUUCUAUGCAAAUUAAAACUACAGAUCUUCUUUUUUCCCAGACAGUAUUUGGAAAAGCUGUUCCAUUUGCCACUGCUGGAGAUUGCUAUAGUGCUGCCAGGUGCCCACAGGGACAGUUCAGCAUCAAUUUGGCAGGAACUGGGAUGAAGAUAUCGAGCACAGCAAAAUGGCUUGCUCAGGGGAGUUAUGCCUCUGUCAUUAUACACAGAUCACAAGAUGGAACCAAAGUCUAUGGCAGAUGUGGAGGGUUCUGUGGAAAGUGUGUUCCACAUAUGACUACUGGUCUUCCAAUUCAAGUGAUAUGAACACUCAGAAGUGGGAUGUAUGCCCCAAGGAGGAGACAUUCACUAGAACAUACAGAUAACUGGUGCUCUUUUCUCCCUCACUCCUUCUUCUUAAGAUUUCCAUGUCCAAAAUGUCUCUUUUCAGGGUGCUUAUCAGGGAUUUAAGUCACUGUUAAAUUUUUUUCAAGGUCUUUAACAUAUAUAUGACUUCAACCAGGGUCUCUUACAAAGGACAUAAUGAUUUAGGAUUAGAGUAUACAGGGAAUUUUGAAUGAAUUAUACCAAGAUAAUAUUGCUGUUAACAGUUUGUACUGGACCACAAUUAUAUUAUACCUAUAACCACAAAUGUUAAUCUUUGCUAGGUGUCCUAGUGCACAACAAAAAGUUUAUGCUAUUUCCUGUUAAAAUGGAGGAAGUACAAAUUAGGAAAUUAAGCUCAUUCAAAACUACUAUAAACAUUAUUGUAUCUGUCAGAUGAAUAGCAAAUUAACAGUCACAUCAAAAAGCACAUAGCCAUUAUACUUUCUACUGAUACAGUUUAGAUACCUUGUGUUUUUUUUUUUUCCCUUUAUUUUUAGUUGUGGAAAAUAUGGUACAGAUUUUAUACUAAAAAUCCAUGCUUGGGUUAAAUACUAAAUAUAAAAUUUUGUGGGUAUAAUACAGAAGAAGAUAUGAUAUAUUGGAAUUUGAGUUUUAAAAGCCUACCUCUAAUUUGAUUGUACUUAUUUUAAGAGCAAUACAUUGUUUUUAUGAUGUUUAUUCUAUUAUGCCUUUAUAACUCUUGUAUGUGUAUAAUGUGUAUAUAUCUAUUCUUAAAAAUUCUAUUCACUCAAAAUAUGUACUGUAUUUUAUUAAUAAAAUAGCGAAGUGUGAAUUCUUUGAAAUUUUGAAUAUUCUGUUUUGGUAAACAUAGCAUGAUGUUUACAUAUGAAAAAAUUUUUAUUAGAAACUUUCAAGUUAUUUUAUAUCUGAGGUUUCUCAAACCAGAACAUAAAAGAUAUAGUAUAAAAAUUAGCUAUUAUGGACAAAUUCUCAGGUAUUAAGAGAUUUUUUUUUCCCAUGGGGAUAAUUUAGUUGUAUAUUAUAUAAUAAUGUGAUAUUAAAAGACGGUCAGACAAAUAAUAUUUUUCUAUGUACCAUCUCUAUAAACCAAAAAAUAUAACUGAAUCUACUAACAGAUUUUGCCAGUAUAUAGUAAUGUAUAAUUUUACCCACAAACUUUUUUCUCCCCUAAAUAUUUAUUAGGGACAUAUUGUACAAUAUAAGGUGCUAAAGCAAUUUUGUGCCAAUGUGGUUAGAUAAACAUUUGGGGAGCUCUGUAUCAGAAAAAAAGUAUUCUGCACUAUGUGCCUUAAACCAGUUGUAAACAUUAAUAUGAAAUGUGUAACAUUUUUCAAGAAAUGUUUUGAUUCAUAAUUAAAAUCUUAUCAUUAUAGACAUUUAAAUAAUAAACAUAUU